UUCGGUGACAGCCGCUUAUCUUGUGUCCGGGUGUUCGUGAGACGCUGGUAAGGGCUAAAACGGGGCGAGCUGACGGGAUUUUUGCUUCUCUUUCUCUCGCUGCUUGGCUGCUAGACAUAUCUAUCGCUUCUAAGGUGCCCAUGUAAUACCCCUUGUCCGGACAAAGACUUUGCCAUCUGCCCCUCUGCUUAUAGACUGAUCUUCACCGGCUGAAUUGUAACGAUCGGGAACUACAGGAUAUAUUUGCUUCCUUACUCAUUUCGAGGGGGACGCCAAGCACAAGCUCAGCCAAUGGCCGGCACAUAAGUGAAAACUGAAUAUGGCAUCAGAAGCUGAGCAGGAGACAAAACUCUGUGGGAAUUGUAAACGUGACAUUCCUCUGUCUAAUUUCACCAUCCAUGAGAUCCACUGCAAGCGUAACCUCAGUGUGUGCGAUGUGUGCAAAGAGCCUGUCCCAACCGCAGACAUGGAGGAGCAUCUGGCCACCGAGCAUAUGCCGGUGACCUGUAAGUGUAAAAUGACGAUGGAAAAGGCAUUUCUGGAGGAACAUAAGCUUUCCGCUUGCCCUCUUCGUUUAGUUAAAUGUCAGUUCUGUGAGCUGGAAGUUGCAUUUAAUGCACUGGCAGACCAUGAGGACUAUUGUGGAGCCAGGACUGAGCGCUGUGAGAAGUGUGGGCGCAGCGUGAUGAUAAAGGACCUGAAUGAUCACCCUGAUGUGUGUGGCAAAGAGAGCGUACCAAAAAAGCCAUUGUUAAACAGUGGAGCAUGGUUUGAUGCUAUAGAAAAAGAUAAUUUGCAUGCGAUAUUACCAAGUAGAUUUUACAGAAAUCCCAUGUUUACACCAUCGCUGCAAAAUCUUCAUAGAGGAGCAGGACAGGACAAAGCUGUAAAGCAAACAAACCUGACAAGAAAUAUCCCAGCAAGGGGACAAGAGCAGGUGUCAAGUCGAAGAGAUGUUCUUUCGUCUUCCAUCAACCAAGGACCCUCUGGAUUUAGCUCUAUUCGUUCUCAAAGAUUACAGAAUGAGAUCGGUUCCAGUGUAGACCCUGAUACUGAUCUUUCAGCCAAUGUCAAUUCAUGGAGAGCAUUUGAUUCUAAAGACAAAGUUGCUAAGUACCGGGACUGGCAGAUGGAAUCCAACCUCUUCUCUGGUGAUAAAUGUGUGGAAGCUGAUUCACCAAGUGCUCAGACAGAUAAUCAAAUUCUCCUUCCAUGUGAAUUUUGUGAAAAGCUUUUUCCCGAAGAGGACCUUAUACUGCAUCAGUCUGGUUGCAACCCUCGUGUCUUUGCUUCUUUCUGUGAUCGAAGACCCUCUCCUACCCACUUUGUGGAUUUUCACCGUGACCAGUAUGUACGGCCUGUAUCCCCGCCACCUUCUGUGCACAUACCCAACAGCAUUCUCAUCCCUUGUGAAUUCUGCGGUGUACAAUUGGAGGAGGAGGAUCUUGUGCUUCACGAGUCUGGCUGCAAUCCUGGUGCUUUUUCAUCUUUCCUUGAUCAAAAUUCCCCCUCUACCCGCCUUCUGGAUCUGGAACAAAAGCUGCUUUCUAAUAGGACAGAACAGACACAUGACCGAAACAUACGCCCUGUAUCCCCGCCACCUCCUGUGCACAAAUCCAGCAACAUUCUAAUCCCCUGUGAGUUCUGUGGCGUACAAAUGGAGGGAGAUGUUCUCUUCCAUCACCAGGACCAAUGUGACAUGUGCCCGAAUUUUGAAGAUGUGCCGGUGCUACAGAAUACAAGGGAAUGUAAUGACCUGCAGGAUCGGUUAAUGGCAUCUCAAUCCGAUGACCUUUUCCACCAAGGACGCACAACUGCAAGUUAUACCAAAACGACUGGUACUGGUAGGCCGACACACCCUGGGCCAAUGACAUUACCAGAGAGGGUUCCCUUUGAACCACCUUUCAUACCCAUGGUGCCAAGAACAAGCUUUGUUACACACCAAUUCAAUGUAGAUGAGAGGAAAAGAAACAUAGAGGAGAAUUCUCUACACAGAAACCGAUAUGAUUCGAUGUACAGCACUCGUUUGCAUGGAGGGUUAAAUCCCAGGAAUGUAUCACAAUUGACAGGAAUCGCAAGCAACAAUUGCACCUCCAGGAACAAAGCAAAGGAGAAGAAGCUGCCUGGAGAUGUUGAUAAGGAAGAAUGACGCAAGCAGCCUGCGUGGCCCCUGUCCUUAUGAAUAUGCAGAACUCUCUCUCUCUGUCUAUAUCUUUAUAUAUAAUAUAAUAUUAAUUUCUUUCUCUGUGCCUAGAAGGGAAAUAUGCAGAAUUGUUUUUUAUACAGAAACUACUCUACUCUUUUGGUGUGUGUGUGUAUAAUUAUGUGUUUUGCAACAAGAUAAAACAUUUAUUGGGACAUUGAAGUUCAAUAAAUGUGUCUAGGGUCUUCUAAUUUCAUAGACAUCUAUGUGUAACUGUAUGUAUUAUGUAUGCUGGCAUUUGUACAGUCACAGUCUGGCCACAUGGGUCACACACUUCUCACACGACUCAAUGUAUAGCAGCCAACUUGCAGGUAAUCUCAUCUGCACUGCCCCCUAGGUCUCAUCUGUUGUUCAGCUGCUUUGUUCUGAGACGUCCUGCAGGUAAUCUCAUCUGCACUGCCCCCUAGGUCUCCAUCUGUUGUUCAGCUGCUUUGUUCUGAGACGUGCAGCUAAUCUCAAUCUUAUGGAGAGCAACAAACGAGUACUGGCGUGAAAAGCACACUAAACAUAAAUGGGCAGGUCCAAUCAUGUUCUUUACAUUAUUUCUUCUGUGUUUUAUUUAUAUUUCUUUUUCAAAUGCUGCUUGUCUUGGUAUCAGAGUUUUUAAAGCUGUAUUACCUUUUUACUGUAAGGGUAAUAAUGGCUUGCACAAACUGCAUUAAACAUGUAGCAUACAUUAGUGAAUUCCUGGAGACUUUAUAUUUUGAUCAGAUGAAAUAUUUCUGUUCCAGGUCUCCUCUGUGGGAACUGCUAUUAACUUGGCUUGCAGAUUCUGCCUUGUAUUCACCAUGGCUCCCAUAGUACUAGUCUCUUAAUGCCCUUCUUCUAAUAUAUAGUCCUUUAACAUGGCUGUGUGCCCUAGAGGGGGGAAAUGGUGAGAUAAAUGCCUACAAUGGUAACAACAAAAUCAGCCCAAACAAAUUUUUCCACAGUGUUAAAUACUAUAGCCUUAAGUCUAGCACAAGUAACAUAAAAAUGACUUCCAUUUAUGCCACAUACACUCCCUAAUUCAAUCCGUAAGAUAUACAAAUGAAAGCAUGGUUAGUACAUAGUGAUACAGAGAACUCUUUAUACAAUCUACACUGCAGCUAGAGAGGUUAAAUUCAGAUAGUUCUGUGCCCACUGGAAUGCUGCUGAAUGGACAUCAUUGGUGUAUAUUAUUAACAAUAAUUAAAAAAUUAAAAUAAAUAAUAUUAAAAAUUGUUUUUAAAUCUAUUAGGAUGAGCAAGCACCCAGCAUUGAUUCUAGCUAAUGGUUGGGCCCAAGAUAUGCUUGUAUGUUGGUGGUAAUGCAGUCCAUCUAUGCAAACAUCUCUGCUAAGGAGAGAGCUAGCGUGUUCAUAUAGCAUGGUAGUUUCAGCAUUUUAUUGAGAGAUUUCUACACUAAAGCAUAAUCUGUUGCUCUGUCACUUCGCGCUUUUGUUAUACUGUUUGCUCCUUUUUAAAUGUGUCAAUAAAAUAGUCAAUGAAA
Molecule: messenger RNA, 3673 nt
Organism: Xenopus tropicalis (tropical clawed frog)
Lineage: Eukaryota; Metazoa; Chordata; Amphibia; Anura; Pipidae
Gene: trafd1
Product: TRAF-type zinc finger domain containing 1
Exons: 13
Coding region: 320-2149 (609 amino acids)
Source: RefSeq, a predicted model, not a curated record